Nematocida ausubeli is the source of this 1203-nucleotide messenger RNA. RefSeq lists its product as uncharacterized. Gene Ontology annotation, cellular component: nucleus; cytosol. Gene Ontology annotation, molecular function: cysteine-type endopeptidase activity; cysteine-type deubiquitinase activity. NCBI's taxonomy places the organism in Eukaryota, Fungi, Microsporidia. The transcript has a single exon. The coding region runs from base 1 to 1203 and encodes 400 amino acids. The record is from RefSeq and is a predicted model, not a curated record.
AUGACAUGUACCCACCUGGACGUAGAAGAAACAAUUGAAAAGUCAUCUGGGAUAAUAAAUAAAAUAGAAGAAGCAGAAAGAACAGGAAUGCAAUUAGGAUGCACAAUCUGUAAAAGUACUUUUUCCCAGGAGGUCUGCAUUGACUGCAAUUCUGUCUUUUGCAGGGCAGGAGGACACGUGGAAAUGCACUGGAAAGAGAGCUGGCAUAAAAGCUAUUUUGUACCUCAAUUUAUAUCUGUAUCUUGUGAGGAAUGUGCAGAGUAUGUUGUUAUUCCGGAUAUAAGAAGAAUGACAGUUAAAAAUUCACAAAAAUUACCUGAAAAUAUGCAGGGUUUAAACCUUAAUUGGGUAAAGGGAUUCCUGAACCUAAAAAGAACCUGCUACAUGAGUAGUUUAUUGCAGUCAAUACUUUCCUUAAAGCCAUUUAUAAAGAACUUAUUAGAGAUAUCUCAUGUACUACAGAACUGCAAGAAGAAAGAGUGUAUUCUUUGUGCUCUUAACAGGAUUCUCCUUCAGAUGUACAAUAAUUCUGACGGUUACGUUGAUAUUUCUGAGCUUCUUAAAAUAUUCUGGAAUAAUACGCCUGCUUUUGCUAAGAGUGAGUACCAAGACGUACAAGAAUUCUUUAUGUUUUUGAGCUCACAGAUCCAUGGGAGUGUAAAGUGUACUCCAGGAUUAGAAAAGUGCGCAAUUCAUGGGACAUUUGGGGGAACUUUUUUGUCAACGAUAAAAUGCACCUGCUCAAGGAAGGAAGAGACAAAAGAGCCAUUUACCUCGAUAAGCAUGAAUAUUUUUGGAAGUUCAUUAGAAAGUACACUGGAAAGGUACUUUCAGGAAGAGGCAGUCAGUAUACGCAAGGAAUGUUCAUGCGGUAAUUCUGAAAAAUACGUUAAAAAAGUGGAAAUAUCAGAGGUACCAAGCGUACUGUGCCUGCACCUAAAGAGGUACCAGGUGCAUAAUAAAACUGUUUCAAAAAUAGACACAAUUAUAACGUACCCAGAAGUACUUGAAGUAGCAGGAAAGACAUUUACGCUUUUCUCAGUGAUCAUGCACAGUGGAGAGAUGGAUUCAGGCCACUACAUAGCAUAUACUAGGCGUAAUAGUCAAUGGUACCUCACAAAUGAUGAAGAAAUAAUUCGUGUUUCUUUGGUUGACCUUCUGAAUAAGCCUGUCUAUAUACUGUUCUAUGCGCAAAAUGAAUAA